CCUGCUGUCAACCCGGAAAGAGGCUGCGCUCAUUUCUAUCAUGCGCCAGCGGACAGAGUUCGGCGCUUUCAUCUUUUAUCGCGGAUAAAUGUGUGCAGUUAUUGUGUCCUGACGCGCGCCGAGCAUUUCACAGACAGGACAACGCGGAUCUGGGACAUGCCUUACCUGGACAGACAAAAUCGAACAUGUGGAUUCCUGGAUAUUGAGGAAAAUGAAAACGGUGUCAAGUUUUACCGCCGUUAUUUUAUCUUGGAUACGCAAAAGAAUUUUCUACUAUGGUACAUGGACAAUCCACAGAACUUACCUGUAGGAACAGAUUGUGUUGGAAGUUUGCGACUCAGUUACAUUUCAAAGGUUAAUGAAGCAUCAGUAAAGCAGAAACCAAAGGCAGAGUUCUGCUUUGUAAUAAAUGCGUUGUCCAGACGGUACUUCCUGCAGGCAAACGAUCCUGUGGACUUGAAGGAAUGGGUCACUGCCCUGAAUAAUGCUACCAAAAUUACAGUUCCAAAAGUAUCACCAGUGGCUAAUACCCCUGAUGUUACAAAUGUCUCAAACCCAAGUCAGUCAACAUCUCGACUGGCUUACAAAACAGAAAUUGUCGGAGGUGUUGUUGUGCACACACCUGUCCAGCAGAGCGAUACUGAGGAUCCUGUUUUUACGUGCGAGCCAGGGUCACAUGUAACUUUAAGGAGAUGCCAGAGCGUGCGUCCCAAUGUCGUGAGGUCUGGCUACUGUGUCAAACAAGGCAAUGUGAGGAAGAGUUGGAAGAGGAGGUUUUUCAUUCUAGAUGACCAAACUGUGAGCUACUAUAAAACUGAAAUGGAUAAGGAUCCGUUGCGCAGUAUCCGACUGAGGGACGUGCUUAAAGUUAAUGAGUGUCUUGUAAAAUCAGGGGAUCUACUGUGCCGUGAUAACCUUUUUGAAAUCAUAACAAAUGCUAGAACCUUCUACAUCCAGACCGACACCCCAGAAGAAAUGAAAGGCUGGAUCAAGGAUAUUGCCACAAAAAUUCAAGAAUUUAGAGGACCAUCUAAGUGUCGUGUUUCCAGAAAAGUAUUUUCUGUGCCAAGGAAACCUCAGCUUGUCAAGUCAUGUUCCAUGGCAGAUUCGUGGCAACCCUGGACCCCUGUGCCCAAUCAGGAGAUGCGUUUGAAGGAAGAGGGCCCAUACAGCUCUCUCCCUUCUCUCGCAAACCCAUGCCAUAUCUCUCAGUCAAAAACUCGCCAACGGCACCAUUCCCAACCUCAAUUCGCUCCCACUGACACAGACUUUCCAGACUGCCUUGACAAUCUCCGCACCACUGAUGUUUAACAGAUACUGCUGGCCUGCACACAGAUAGUGUUCUGAUUUUACUCCUUUGAUUGUGCUUUUUCUUGUUUAAUGGAGAACACACAAUUUGAAGCAAGAUUGCAAACAAGUAAAGCUGUGAAAACCUGUGUUCGAUCAUUGCAAUGCUGUUCACCAUAAAGGAAUGUCUCUUUUUAGCAAUGUAAAAUCUUGAAGACUGAGCUGGUGAAAAGACUUUUAUGUGUUACAUUUCUUUCAGGAAAGACUUCAGUCAAAUGUUUGUAUUUUUACCAAAGUCCAAAAGUCUGAAUCACUAUUGAAAAUGUUUCUAUUUAGCAUUGUACUAAUAUAACACAAAUGUUUUUAGUAACAUUUUACUAUUAUGUUGUAUACAUUAGCAAUAGUAAACAUGAUCUAACAAUUGAGCAGUACAUUUGCAGCAUUUAUUAAUGCUGGUUAAUAUUCAUUACUACAUAACACAUCAGUAAAUGCAGUAUGAGCUUAUAAAAUGCAUUAGAACAUUUCAAAAUAACAUUAACUAAGAUUAAUAAAUGCUGUAAAAAAGUAUUGUUCAUUGCUAUUUAAUGAUACCUAUCAUUUUAUAUAUAUAUAUAUAUAUAUCUCUCUUUUAAGAUUUACCCAUUUCAAUUUGAUAACAAAAUAAAAAUUAAAUAUUAUUAUUGAAAGAAAUGAUAUCCAAGAGUGCAUAUGGUACUCAAAAAAAUGCCACAGGUUCUCCAGAAAGAAAUGUUAAUAUUUAAUAAUAAUUUCAAUGUAAAAUUAAAGAGCGUGUGUGUGUGUGUGUGUGUGUGUGUGUGUGUGUGUGUGUGUGUGUGUGUGUGUGUGUGUGUGUGUGUAUAUAAUUCACACAGUUGAAUUCAGAAGUCAUUUAAUCUAAUUUUUUUUAACCACUCAACGUUUAGGACAUCUACUUUGUGCAUGACACAAGUCAUCUUUCCAACAAUUGUUUACAGACAGAUUGUGUCACUUUUAAUUGACUAUAUCACAAUUUCAGUGGGUCAGAAGUUUACAUACACUAACUUAACUGUGUCUUUAAGCAGCUUGGAAAAUUCUAGAUAAUUAUGUCAAGCCUUUAGGAAAUUAGCCAAUUAGCUUUUGAUAGGCUAACUGGAGUCAAUUGGUACCUGUGGAUGUAUUUUAAGGCCUACCUUCAAACUCAGUGUCUCUUUGCUUGACAUUAUGGGAAAAUCUAAAGAAAUCAGCAAAGACCUCAGAAUAAACUGUGGACCUCCACAAGUCUGGUUCAUCCUUGGGAGCAAUUUCCAAAUGCCAUAAUGACCAUUGUUAUCUUUGAAGGAAAAAGGGUGAAGCUUGCAAGCCAAAGAACACCAUCCCAACUGUGAAGCAUGGGGGUGGCAGCAUCAUGUAAACUUCUGACCCACUGGGAAUGUGAUGGAAGAAAUAAAAGCUUAAAUAAUUCUCUCUACUAUUAUUCUGACAUUUCACAUCCUUAAAAUAAAGUAGUGAUUCUAACUGACCUAAGACAGGGAAUGUUUUCUAUGAUUAAAUGUCAGGAAUUGUGAGGGGGCUGGUUAUCUCAGCAAGUAAAGAUGCUGACUACCACACCUGGAGGCGGAAGUUCAAAUCCAGGGGUGCUGAGUGACUCCAGUCAGGCUUCCUAAGCAACCAAUUGACCUGGUUGCUAGGAUGGGUAGAGUCACAUUGGGUUAACCUCCUCAAGGUCGCAAUAAUGUUGUUCUCGCUCUCAGUUGGGUGCAUGGUGAGUUGUUCCUGAUGCCUCAGAGAAUAGAGUGUAGCCUCCACAUGUGCUAGGUCUCGCGGUAACACACUCAACAAGCCACGUGAUAAGAUGCGCGGAUUGACAGUCUCAGACGCAGAGGCAACUGAGAUUCGUCCUUUGCCACCCGGAUUGAGGCAAGUCAUUACACCACCAUGAGGAUUUAGAGCACAUUGGGAAUUAGGCAUGCCUAAUAAAUAUUGAUUAAUAUUUUUUUUUGUCAGGAAUUGUGAAAAGUUUAAAUGUAUUUGGUGUAUGUAAACUUCUGACAUCAACUGUGUGUUUAUUUAUUUAUAUAUAUAUAUAUAUAUAUUAGUGCCAGAUUUUCAACGUGGACUUUUGGAUCCCAUUCAUAAUUGGAAGUUUUGUUGGUAAAUCUGUUAGAAAUCAGUCAAGGCACUGGACUUGAUUUUAUAAUAUUUUAAAGGCAUUUUGGCUUCAACAUCACUAAUGAAGCCACUUGAAGGAUUGUGGAAGUGCAGUGGUCUUGCCUGACUACUUCCAGGCAUUCACUGACCUGGAAGACUGAAAAUAUAUUCCAUAUUCCAAGUGACUGAAUAACCUUAAUUUAAUGCUUUCUUUUGAUGUUGUUGUGAGUGGUACUACAUGUUGAGAAAUCUGUAAUGCUGAUUAGGCUAAUAAUUUGUAUGAAUAUUUGCUAGAUAUGCAUUCACUGCUUUGCAUACAAAAUAAA
This is a messenger RNA of Xyrauchen texanus (razorback sucker), 3740 nucleotides long. RefSeq names its product pleckstrin homology domain-containing family A member 2-like. Bases 157 to 1311 code for a protein of 384 amino acids. Gene Ontology annotation, molecular function: PDZ domain binding. The record is from RefSeq and is a predicted model, not a curated record. The transcript is spliced from 12 exons. Lineage: Eukaryota; Metazoa; Chordata; Actinopteri; Cypriniformes; Catostomidae. Gene Ontology annotation, cellular component: membrane; cytoplasm.